CUCAGGAGCUGCGAGAAUGCGGAAGUAUCAGCUGGUAGGGAAAGCGAGUUUCUGCUCCUUGAGAGUGUAGAAACUUGGAAGUAUCUAGAACUCUAACCUAAAAGAAAGGACCAGUCGAGAAAUCAUUUUUUCGAUUCUCUUUAUAUAGUUCUUACACGCAUCAUGUGAUUGUCUUCAUUAGUCUGAAUCACAGCUGAUUUAACAUUUGGCACCGACGGUAAGCGACAGAGGGCUGAAAGCAAGGACUUUCCCGACGAGGCACACCAUUUAGGAAUCACACCGGGGUUCCCCCUGAGUUAUUUAUCCGCGGCGCUCACGCAGAGGCCGCCCGGCUUCCCCCGGGAGAGGCGGCGGGCCGCACGCAGGCAUGGCCGGGGAGCCGUGAGCCUCCAAGUGUCACUCCCCCACAGAGGCUCUCCCGCCGCCGCGCCGAGCCCUGCGUGCCUCUUCCACUUCCUGCUGCAGAGCCAGUUCUGCCGCUUACCUGGGAGAGGCAGGGAGGCUGUCGUAAAAGGAGGGAAAGCCGCCCGGCCGGCUGAGGAAGGAGCCCCGGGCGCGGCGGGGAGCGCGGGAGGCGCGCAGCCCUCUCGCUCUCCUGGGGCAGCCCAGCGCGAACCUCCCUCGCCCGCAAGGUACUUCAGAGACCAUCAAAACAGCAUCUUGGUGUAUGAGGCAUAGCAAAUUUGUUCCUGAAAAGCCAAAUUUGUAUGUUUGCUAAGGAUUGUAUCGAAUAGAGGCAUGAUCAGACAAUGCAUGUGGCCUGCGAGGUGGAGCCUGUACCCCAGUCCUCAGCUGAGUUGUUCUUUGUGAACACCAGGGUGAAUUUUGCACAAGGAACCAGUUAACUGGAGAUGCUCAGAGGGAAAUAAGAGAUUGCAAUGUGAUUUGUGCUGCUGGAGUGCAUCAUUCACUUUACGACCAAACAUACAGAGAUAUCCUCAAGUUGGAGCAUGUCUGAGCAGGCACUUCAAGGCCAGCUGAUCCAAGGGUCAGGUUUACAAAACUGUUGAGUUUGCUGAAAAAUCCUGGCCUUGCAGUAAGGCAGCUGACUCACUUCCGGUUCUGCAAAAAACUUUGGAAAUGGCCUCUGCGUCAGGCACUUUUGUGGGUCGAAGCAUACCAGUCGAAGUAGAUGAAUCUGUGCCAUGGUCCCAGUUACCUGAACAUAUCUUGGAAAAGGCUUUGCAGCCUUCUGGAGAGGAUAUGGAGCAUGAGGAGGCCCAGAGCUCACAUGUUGCUCGAAGACCUCAGGCCGAUCCAUCUUGCCUUUGCAAAGCACCAGCACAUCAUCAUUCAGCGCUGUCCGUGGAGUCAGACAGCAGCUUGUGGUCAAAAUAUACUGAUCCUGAUGGAGGUGGACACUCCUGUUCCCCUGGUGAAUCAAUAUCAGGAGUAUUUCCCUCGAAGACACAUUCUAUAGCUAUGGACAAGCCAGGCAUGCAGCCAAGAUCACUGCUUUCAGCUGACACCAGGCACAAGUCCAGUAAAUCAGAGCAGAUCUUGUCUGAUGUUCCUGAGGACUCACUGGAGGAGAGCAGCCAAGGGAGUUCACAGUCACAGCAACCAUCAGGAAACAGACUCCUGGCAGAGCUGGGGACUGUAGAUACCGGGUAUAACUCCCAGUCACAAGAUGUCAUGGGCAUCAGGCAUCUGGAGCCCCCCUUACCACUGGUGUCUGUGCUGAACCCCCAGGACCUCCCAGGACCACUGAUCUCCAGAGAGUUUUUGGGACCUGAGCAUCAGCAGUGCCCUGUGUGCCAUCACUUGCCCCAUCCCAACACACCCUCACAAGCGCACGGCUGCUUCAGGCACCGCUGCCCAGCAGAGCAGCUCCCCCCAGGCCCAUAUGGCAGAGUUCCUUACCAACAUUUUGCUGAGCCAUCGCAACCACUUCCUCCUGUUCCUGGACCUUGCAUGAGAGUUAUCCGCCCAGCCCAGCAAGUCAUCCCAAAUUACUCAAACCUCCGUGCUCCCAAAGGCACUGGAGAUCGACCACCCCAGAGGACAUGCUCCUCCCCUGGUCCUCCUCGAUUCCCAAACCAGCUAUACAACCAGCUACCUAAUGGUCAGCUGCCCCCCAAGGCAUGUGGCCUGGAUGAAGCAUGUGGUUGUCCUUCUGACAAUUUUCCAUCUCCAGCUGCGGUCCCAAGACCUCUCAGUAACCCUGCAGCCAGGGGAACUCUGAGAACCAGCAAUCUGCCUGAGGAGUUGCGCAAGGUCUUUAUAACCUACUCAGUGGAUACAGCAGUGGAGGUUAUGAAAUUUGUGAACUUCCUGUCUGUAAACGGAUUUCAAACUGCUAUUGAUAUCUUUGAGGACACAGUGCGAGGUAUUGACAUCAUUAAGUGGAUGGAGCGCUACCUAGGUGAUAAGACGGUGAUGAUAAUCAUAGCAAUCAGUCCAAAAUACAAACAGGAUGUGGAAGGGGCUGAAUCCCAGCUGGACAGGGAUGAACACGGCUUACAUACUAAAUACAUCCACAGGAUGAUGCAGAUUGAGUUUAUACAGCAAGGAAGUAUGAACUUCAGAUUCAUCCCUGUGCUUUUCCCAAAUGCCAAAAAGGAGCACGUGCCUACCUGGCUGCAGAACACUCACAUUUAUAGCUGGCCAAAGAACAAGAAGAACAUCCUUUUGCGGUUGCUGCGGGAGGAGGAAUACGUUGCUCCUCCAAUAGGACCUUUACCAACACUCCAGGUUGUGCCGCUAUGAACAUUAUAACUUAAAGCACAUGACGAGUGGUUGUUAAAGGGUUGUUCCUGGCAGGGAGCCAGCACUCUUCCAGAUGGCUCUUUUUGAUGACAGAAGACACUCUUUCUGCUAAAGGAAUUGGUUGUCUUGGGUUACUCAGGCUCAGCUUGUUCUCUACCAUGUUAAACAUCUAUUUCCAAAGCUGAUGGGGCAGAACUCUCUUCUCUAGAUUUUUUAAUAAGCUACAAAUGGAAAGAAUGCCCACUUUUAUUUUAACAUCUGGUUCCUUUUAUUAGUCAUUAUAGCAAACAAAUACCAAAAAUAAUGUUGCAAUAAGUGUAAAAUAAAAAUUACAUCCUCCUUUUUGCUCAGGGUUUCUUUAAAGAUAUUCCUGCUCUGUAUAGCAUUAUUGAACCAUCAGUUUGUAUACAGACUAUUAAAUAUAUUUGCCUUUUGUAAGGCAAUCUUA
This is a messenger RNA of Serinus canaria (Common canary), 3157 nucleotides long. RefSeq names its product TRAF3 interacting protein 2 (gene TRAF3IP2). Gene Ontology annotation, biological process: positive regulation of canonical NF-kappaB signal transduction; humoral immune response. The record is from RefSeq and is a predicted model, not a curated record. Bases 1081 to 2709 code for a protein of 542 amino acids. The transcript has 11 exons. Lineage: Eukaryota; Metazoa; Chordata; Aves; Passeriformes; Fringillidae.